AUGUGGGACAAACUGAAAAUUAUCUCGUCACAUGUUUCGAAACUGUACUCAGAGAAGAUACCACCUGGAAGUCUGUGUUCUGCGAGGAAAGAUGGAUCGACAAUCUUCGGAGACUGGUCAUCACCAGAAGAUCCCUUGGAUUGCAUUGUCCAACGGGGAAGUCCCAAAGUACUCAAGUCAAGCUUCGUUCUUGGAUCAAGAUCUGAAGGCAGACCUCAUCGUCAUUGCUUCCAUAUCACGUUUGGAAAUAUAGAGUUUCCCCUUGACGAACAAGUCUAG
Microthlaspi erraticum is the source of this 279-nucleotide messenger RNA. NCBI's taxonomy places the organism in Eukaryota, Viridiplantae, Streptophyta, Magnoliopsida, Brassicales, Brassicaceae. The record is from the annotation of a GenBank genome assembly.